Messenger RNA from Linum trigynum, 288 nucleotides. The record is from the annotation of a GenBank genome assembly. Lineage: Eukaryota; Viridiplantae; Streptophyta; Magnoliopsida; Malpighiales; Linaceae.
AUGGUGUUCGCACAUCACAUAAUCAACGAUAAAAGCUCGCUUGCUCACAAUUCGAUCCAUGUUAACUCACUCUUUGAGCAUCACUUUGUUCUUGGAUUGGAGCCUGAAAUUUCCUUCUUCGGCCGCCAUGGCAGCAGCUUGCUACUUGGUAAAGAGCAGUGGCAUGUUGAUGCAGUGGUUAGUCUCCUUCUGCUGCCAUUUGUCAAGGCUGCUGUUGAUAGACCGAUGGCGUUUCGUGGGGUAGGGCAGGCCUACGGCCGGCGAAAAUGGGAAACCCGCACAAAAUAG